Molecule: messenger RNA, 483 nt
Organism: Acanthoscelides obtectus
Lineage: Eukaryota; Metazoa; Arthropoda; Insecta; Coleoptera; Chrysomelidae
Source: the annotation of a GenBank genome assembly
AUGCAUUCUAAAAUUAGUAUACAGACUGCAAUUUUUGCAUUCCUUCUCGCCCUUCUGCUAAACCACACGAUUGGAACUAUUGGAAGGUCUAAGCCCCUUUUACAUUCACGUUCCAACAGACAUCGUGCCUUGCGAUUUUUCCCAUACAGUGUCGGACUAGCUGGUACAACCAGAGAAACGCGGAUGAUUGCCAGAAAGGCAAUACCACUGUCUGUCAAAAUGGCGCUUGUUUGGACAGCCAGUGUUAUUGCAAUGACGGCUACGGUGGAUGCGGUUGCGAAGUGCCAGAUGAAAACGAAUGUAAAUAUCGACCAUGCGACGUGUUUGCUCACUGUACCAACACUUUGGGUAGUUUUCACUGCACCUGCUUUCCUGGAUAUGUUGGAGAUGGGUUUCACUGCGAAGGUAAGUUUAUUUUGUAUAACUAGAAUAACAUUAACGCGCUUGUCAAGAAGUUGUUCGAAAAUCAUACGAAAAUACUAA